This is a messenger RNA of Coffea eugenioides, 2217 nucleotides long. RefSeq lists its product as uncharacterized. The record is from RefSeq and is a predicted model, not a curated record. Gene Ontology annotation, biological process: DNA repair; telomere maintenance. Bases 1 to 2217 code for a protein of 738 amino acids. Lineage: Eukaryota; Viridiplantae; Streptophyta; Magnoliopsida; Gentianales; Rubiaceae. Gene Ontology annotation, molecular function: DNA helicase activity. The transcript is spliced from 4 exons.
AUGAAUGUUGAGAUUUGUUCAACAGUCAGGUUAGUCAAAUAUUUAUACAAAUACGUCUACAAGGGGCAUGACCGUAUUAGUUUUCAUAUAAAUACUGGUGCUGCUGCUGAAAACAUCGAUGAAAUCAAUGACUUCCAAUCCGGACGAUGGGUCGCAGCUGCAGAGGCCUUUUGGCGCAUAUACAGGUUUUCUUUGAAUGAAAUGACUCCUUCUGUUUACGCUCUUCAGGUACAUCUUCCAGGCCACCAGAUGAUUUCGUUUCAUAAACAUUCUGACCUUGCUGAUGUUGUGAACCGUGCUGAUUUUAGCAAGACAAUGCUUACACAAUUUUUUCACAUGAAUAAGACCGAUAAAAUAGCUCAAAAACUCAAUUGCCUUUACCGUGACUUGCCUGAGUUUUUUGUCUGGACUCCCAGAACAAGAAACUGGACUCCGAGGAAACGGAGGUCAGUCAUUGGCAGAUUGGUAACUGUUAGCCCAACUGAGGGAGAACGUUAUUAUCUUCGAUUACUUCUAUCUCAUGUUCAUGCUCCAACGUCAUUUGAGGAUCUACUGACUGUCAAUGGUAAGCUUGCUCUAUCAUAUAGAGAGGCUGUCUUCGAAAUGGGUUUGCUCCAAUCUGAUACGUACUUAGAGGAUGCUCUUACGGAUGCAACAACAUUUCAAAUGCCAUUCUCGCUCAGAACUCUGUUUGCAGUUCUCUUAGUCUAUUGCUCCCCCAGCAAUCCAAGGCUUCUUUGGGAAAGAUUCGAGGGUGAGCUUUCCCAGGAUUUAAGAAGGAACUCUCAUUUGACUGAUUGCGAUUCUGAUCAAAUAAGAAUGCGUACUCUCCAAGAUAUAAACAGAAUCUUAGAACAGAUGGGAAGGAAUGUGAGUGACUACCAUCUUGUUCCUGAAGGAUUUUCUCUUGUAUGUGAUGAGCGGCUCACAAAGGAGAUAGAGAGUGAGAGAAACAUUCCAUUCACGGAAGAAGACUUGCUCUUAUCUUCGAAAUUGAACGAAGGCCAGAAACAUGCUUACGAUGUUAUUCUAACUGAAGUUUAUUCUUCUGGGAGUAAGAGAUUUUUUGUUGAUGGUCCUGGGGGGACUGGCAAAAUGUUUUUAUAUCGUUCACUUCUUGCAACGCUUAGAUCUCAGGGCUAUAUUGCGAUAGCAGUUGCAUCGUCUGGCGUUGCUGCUUCUAUUCUUCCUGGAGGAAGGACUGCUCAUUCAAGAUUCAAGAUUCCGUUGGAUGUGUCAGCGAGCAGAACCUGCCAAAUCAGCAAGCAGAGCUCUAUAGCUAAGCUGAUUUCGCUAGCCAAACUAAUCCUUUGGGAUGAGGCUUCAAUGGCUAAAAAGGAUACUGUGGAAGCAUUUGAUCUAUUGCUGAAAGAUGUGAUGGAUUCUGAUAUGCCUUUUGGUGGUAAAAUAGUAGUUUUUGGUGGUGAUUUUCGUCAGACUCUACCUGUUAUACCAAAUGCAUCUAGGGACCAGCAGAUCGAAGCUAGCUUUGUUAAUUCUCUUUUAUGGAAUACUCUGACAAAGCUUUCUUUAUCAGAAAAUAUAGUUGGUGAAGGCCGUGAACCUGAAGAUCUUGAUGGGAAAAUAUCUUUAUGUGAGCAUUUAUUAAUUCGGUACAAUAACAAGAAUGAAUCACUGAACAGGUUAGUGGAUUUUGUAUUCUCCGAUCUCUGCCUUUAUUCAUUAGAUCCAUACAGCAUGAUCAACAGAUGCGUUCUUACGCCAAAAAACUCCUGUGUCGAUGAUAUUAAUGAGAUGAUGAUUGAUCGAUUCCCUGGACAAGCCUAUGUUUAUAUGAGCACUGAUAGAACUCUAAAUGAAAGAGAUCAAGGGGACUACCAAGACUUCCUGAAUUCUUUAAAUCCCAAAGGUUUGCCUCCCCAUAAAUUAGUCCUGAAAGAAAACUUUCCUAUCAUUCUUCUAAGGAACUUAAAUCCUACAGAAGGAUUAUGUAAUGGGACAAGGCUCAUUUGCAGAAGCUUAAAACAGCAUGUGCUCUGUGCUGAGAUUGCAUUUCCAAUAAAGCUUUGCUUUGCCAUGACCAUCAAUAAGUCGCAAGGUCAAACAUUGGAUCGUGUAGGCAUCUAUCUCCGCGAACCUAUUUUUUCGCAUGGCCAACUAUACGUUGCUUUAUCUCACGCUAAGAUGGCAACUGCUGUUAAGGUUUUGAUAAUGCCACCAACUUUUCAUGAUGCUGUCAUUGAGGUUAAGACCUGA